Molecule: messenger RNA, 2677 nt
Organism: Dromaius novaehollandiae (emu)
Lineage: Eukaryota; Metazoa; Chordata; Aves; Casuariiformes; Dromaiidae
Gene: FOXC2
Product: forkhead box C2
Exons: 2
Coding region: 588-2012 (474 amino acids)
Biological process (GO): regulation of transcription by RNA polymerase II; anatomical structure morphogenesis; cell differentiation
Molecular function (GO): RNA polymerase II cis-regulatory region sequence-specific DNA binding; DNA-binding transcription factor activity, RNA polymerase II-specific
Source: RefSeq, a predicted model, not a curated record
GCGUCGGCAGCAGGGAGAGUUUUGAAACUUUCGCAGCGGCUCCGAGCGCAGCUCGCCGGCUCCGCGCCCCGCGCACCCACCGCCUGCGAGGAGUCGGCGGGGCGCCGCCGGCUCCGGAAGAUUUCGGGUGGUUGUUGUGACAAGAAUUGGGUUUUCGCAAGGCUUUUCUUUUUUCUUUUUUUUUUUCUUUCCUUUUGAAUUUUUUUUUUAAUUCCCUUUUCCUGCGAGAACGGCCCCCUCCGCCCGCCUCCCUUUCCGCAGCAGUUUCUGCCACCGCGGCGAUACAUAGGUGUCUAUAAUAAUAAUCACAGUAAUAAAGAGGGAGGGAGAGACCGCCAGAGACCACCCUGCCCCCGGCGACCUGAAGGAUGCUGCUGCGGUGCCGCUGCUAAAGGACCCGCUGGGAUUUAGCUCGUGCCUGAGACUCUUUCUCUCCCGCUCUCUCCCUCUCUGCCCUCUUCCUUCUCCGCGGAGGGGUCCCCGCCGGGGCCGAGGCCCUCCACCCAUCGCCCCUCUUCCUCCUCCUCCUCCUCCUCUGCUCCCCCCGCGGCUCCGCUCUCCUCGCCUCGCCGGGGGAAGCCCUCUCCAUGAUGCAGGCUCGCUACUCCGUCUCGGACCCCAACGCCUUGGGAGUGGUGCCGUAUUUAAGCGAGCAGAACUACUACCGGACGGCGGGGACGUACGGCGGCAUGGCCAACCCCAUGAGCGUCUACUCGGGCCACGGCGAGCCCUACGCGGCGGGCAUGGGGCGCUCCUACGGGCCCUACCACCCGCACCAGCCCGCCGCCCCCAAGGACCUGGUGAAGCCGCCCUACAGCUACAUCGCCCUCAUCACCAUGGCCAUCCAGAACGCCCCGGACAAGAAGAUCACGCUCAAUGGGAUUUACCAGUUCAUCAUGGACCGCUUCCCCUUCUACCGCGAGAACAAGCAGGGCUGGCAGAACAGCAUCCGCCACAACCUCUCGCUCAACGAGUGCUUCGUCAAGGUGCCCCGCGACGACAAGAAGCCGGGCAAGGGCAGCUACUGGACCCUGGACCCCGACUCGUACAACAUGUUCGAGAACGGCAGCUUCCUGCGCCGCCGGCGACGCUUCAAGAAGAAGGACGUGUCCAAGGAGAAGGAGGAGGCCCGGGAGCGGCUGCUGAAGGAGCAGCCCAAGCCCCCCGGGCUGGCCGGCGCCGACCUCCCCAAGGAAGCCUCCUCCUCCUCCUCCUCCUCCGCCUCGGCGCCUUCCUCCGAGAAGAAGGUGGUCAUCAAGAGCGAGACGGCCUCGCCGGAGCUGCCCGUGAUCACCAAGGUGGAGACGCUGAGCCCGGCGAGCGGCGGGGCGCUGCGGGACAGCCCCCGCAGCGCGGCCUCGCCGCCCGCGGCCUCCCCCGAGGGCUCGCUGCCCGAGCACCACCCGUCCAGCAACGGGCUGCCGGGCUUCAGCGUGGAGAACAUCAUGACGCUGCGGACUUCGCCGCCGGCGGAGCUCAGCCCGGUGAGCGCGGCCUCGGGCCGCCCGGGGGCCGGCCUGGCGCUCGGCUACGCGCCGGGGCAGCCGUCGGGCUACAGCCAGGCGUGCAGCCAGGCCCUGGACACUAGUGGGAGCUACCACUGCAGCAUGCGGGCCAUGAGCCUCUACAGCGGCGAGCGGCCGGGCCACAUGUGCGUGCCGCCCGCGGCGCUGGAGGAGGGCCUGCCGGAGCACCCCGCGGGCGCCCCGUCGCCCCUGGGCGCCCUGAGCCUGCCGUCGGGCCAGGAGGGCGCGCUGGGCGCCGGGCACCCGCACGGCGGCGGCGGCGGCGGCGGCUCCUCCGCGGCCGCGCAGCCCGCCGCCCCCUGGUACCUCAACCACGGCGCCGAGCUGAGCCACCUGCCCGGCCACGGCUUCGGCUCGCAGCAGCAGACUUUCCCCAACGUGCGGGAGAUGUUCGGCUCGCACCGGCUCGGCAUGGAGGGCGCCUCGCUCAGCGACCACCAGGUAAAAAUCUCACCGUGGUCGCUACGUGGGGGCGAGGAGCUGUAGCGACGGGCUGUUUCUCUCCGAAGGAGCACAGUCCUUCGUGGAGGGAGGAUGAAGGAGGCUCACGAGAGGAUGCCGGAGCCCCCAUCCCCUGGAUCAGGCCCUGCCAGACCUCCUUGAACGACCAGAGAGGUGGCAGCUUCAGAACUGGCGCUCCCUCUCCUGAAAGAAGCCUGGCUCAUCCACGACCUCCAGAAAACGCCUCGUGCUUUAUUUCCAGGGCCUUAUACAGGGGGGAUCCACCCCCCCCCCCCAGUCUUCCCUCUCCGAGAGAGGUGAUGCUCCGCGGGCAGGAUCGAGGGGCUCCAACGCAGCGCCCCGCCGAGCCCCCCGGGCCUGGGGAAAGAGCCGACACCUCCAGGCGAAUCGGAAUCCCUCGGGGCCUCGGAUCCAAACCGUUACAUCAGUAAAUUAAAAAAAAAAAAAAAAAACAACCCCAAAACCAACAACAGAAAACACAGCCCCAAACCUGGACGUUUAUACAGAAAAAGAGCAUCACAAAUUCCUAAUGUAAGCACCGGCCAGCUGUGUGCACUUGUAAAGUUGUUAUAAUCCCCCUCCUUGUUAUAAACAGGAAAGUACAUAAUAUAAAGCAACAGGCCCGUAUUCACAAAUAGUGACCCUCCUCCCAGCGCCUGCCAAAUUCCCCUUUCAGGCAGCUCGCUGCC